AGAAUGAUGGAGGGUCAACAUUAUUGAAGGACACAUCAAGCGCUCUAGUAUGGUCGUCCUCAAGUAAUUAUCAAGCUUCGGAAGUACCCUAAUAUUCUGCUGCGAAUACAUAGAACAUCUGUUGGGCCGGUCGUGCGAGCAACCCACCGAAACAACCUGAAACACAAUCAACAUGCGGAGUCUGUUCUCGUCAAAGCGGCGCGCGGGUACCGACCUACCGACGCGGCUGGCUGUGGAGGAAGACCGUUUCGGGCGUCGUGGUUCUUCGUCUAGCGCGUAUAUUUUUGCAUGUAUUGAAUCUACUACGCAUAAAGAUAAACUCAUCAGCAAUCUACUUCAUCGUCCUAGUGCCUCUUCGUCUUGUUCAUUUCCAUAAAUACAAACAAGAUUUAGUGUAUGAGCAGGCGUAGUUGUUGAAAUGGCUGUAAUGCGCCCGGCGCAAGUCCAGUUGCUCCUUUGAAGACCAUCCAUGCGGUUUUUAGUAGAUCAGUUGUAUCUAUGCACCGCACAUGCACCUGGUGUUUCUGUCCGGGGCGCUUACAGAGCCACUUGCUGGGUCCUCGUGUGGCAUGGGUUCUGAACCUUUUCCAGCCUCCGCCCGCUGUGCUUUCGUCGACGUCGUCGGCUCCACUUCUAGAGAAAAACAAACAAUAUUUUCAUCGAGUAGACGACAGCACUACUUGUACUUCUAAAAAAAGGUAUGGCGCCUUCGCCGCGGAUGACCUGGACCGGCCGAUGCCCCCUGCUGCCAACAGCUACGCAGCCUCGGGCGCGGCCGGUAAAACGGGCAGCGGGUAUUUUUUGGCUCUAAGGUCGUGUCUACUCAGAUACUCGUAGCAGAGCAGAGCUGGUGGGUCCAUGAAACAGGCCAGCGGGGCGUCGAUGCUAUGCCUUGUUUAGUCCUUGCUUGGAAUAGAAGUUCAAGUCGAGAAAUAGUUGCACGACUGUAUUUUGAGGUUCAUUUCACUUCGUCCGACGAGGUUCUAAAACCACAUGACCGCUCCGACAAAAAACUACAUAUUAAACUCCACACAGUGUUCGCAAUGCUCUCAUUUCGAUGCACGCACAGCGGGUGGGCGAGCGCGAGUCCAGCGGAGGCAGCCGCGGCUCAUCAAAGGAAGAGCCUUUGCACAAUCGCAAGUCGCAAAUACCCAACAUCAUGGAUUCCGUGUACAGUGGCAGUAGAACAGGCGCCGGAGGUACCUUGUUGGUUUCCCACUUGAGUAUUUGGUUAUUUUUGCCUCUCAGCACUGGCAGUGUGAGUGUGGUUCUGGUUAUCGUUAUUUGAACAGAAACAAAUAAAGUUAAAGGCUGUGCAGGAGAGAGAAUAGUCAGUACUACAUCACCACGGACCAAGAUGAUCGAGCACCUCUUUCUUACAGGCGUCUCCGCCCCGUCUGGCAGCCGGUAUGCGAGCCGCGGCACCCGCGCCGGGCAACCAGGGCUCCCGCCAACCGGUGCGACGUCCGGCCUGGCCGCCGCCGGGGGAAGCAGACGUGGCACCCCGCCCGAGCACGAUGUUGGAGUUGUGGACCCAGGAAGUGGCUCCAGCUCUGCGUACAACGUGCGAUCUGCGUAUUACGACCGCGACAUUGCCGCUAGGAUGCGGCACGUGGAUCCCAAUGUACUGAAUCUCCUCUCGGACAAGAGCUCGUCGGCCAACACAAGAAGGCUCCGCGAGCACGAAGAGAAAAUCAGCUCCGCGUCCAGCAGCCGCAGAGGCAGUAGGACGAUCGAUCCGCGAGAUCAACAGUUGCUGCAACGGCAACAGGCCGAGGACGCGCACGAGCGACAGCUGCGGGAAAUCUACGAGCGGCAGCAGGAGCGCGACCAGAUCCACCGGCAGCGCAUUGCGGCGUCGAUUCGCGACAGCAAUCCGUACGAAGUGGAAUUACCGUCGUCUUCCACAAAAAUCGUCAAGCCGCACUUGUUAUCGUCCGGCGAUCCCCACACGGACAGCACGCGCUCAACCACCAGCAGCUCGACACGCGGGGGUGGCGGUGACCACAUUACCGCGUCCGCGAGCAGCAGUGCGGCGAGCCGCUUUCGGGAGUCGCAGUUGAGGCAGCCGACGAACUACCGAGCUGGUGGUGCCGAGCAAAUGGAACAACAGUACAACACUAGCUCUAGCGCAUCUUCAUCAAUAGCAACAAGACCUGGGAUGAUGCGCUCCUCACUCGGCGGGGCACAUCCCGGGGUUGGCCAGCACCGAGAAGCGGAACAUCGCAUGGCUGCGAGUAGCGGCUACGAUAGCAAUAAUUCUGGCAGCGGGGAAAUCGCAGCGUCGAGUAGCAGCAGCAGAUCGCCGUUUACGAAUUGGAGCAGGACCAUGAUUGGAUUGCGAAAUUUGGGCAACACGUGUUUCUUAAAUUCCUCCAUCCAGUGCCUGCUUAGCAUACCGCAGCUGCAGGUGAGCACUACUUCUUUUGGUAUGUUUCUACGUUUAGAUGUCGUGAUGGCAGCUCUUUUGAACCUGCACCUGCACGAGUUCGCGUCUUGUUCUAGACGUGUAAAGAUAAAAGUCAACUCAAUGAAACUACGAUCCAGGCCUAUUUUCGCGAGCGCUUCACCGACGGAGAUUUGAACGACCGCACCGCCCUAUCGAAUGCAAAUAUGUCUGGGUCUGGAAGAAUGUGAGAUCUGUCAUGCAGUUUUUGCCUGACCCAGAUCGUCUGGCAUGCAAGCUCUAGCAUGAUCGCAGAUUUUGAGCAGGUACCCCAAUGCCUGAUCCGCAUGACAAACCCCGUCUUUCGGAUUCGGUAACAAGAACUGGGGUCUUUUGCUAGCCAUGCACGACAGAUUUUCUCAUGAUGUAGACUUCGCAUCACAAAUUCGAACUCUUUCAGACCCAGACAUAUUUGCAAUGCAUACGCCCCCCUAAAAGGCCGCCUCGCCCGGGAGUUUCACGCCCUUUUGUCGGACGUGCACCAGAGCCGCGCCGGUGCGGUGCUCUCCCCUAUCAAAUGUAAAAAUGUCUGGGUCUGGAAGAAUGCAACCCGUCAUGCUAAAUCUGAAGCAUGCAAAAAUCUGUGUUGCAUGAUUGCCAAAAGUCGUCCAGUUUUGACCAAGUCGGGAGGCAGCUUCUCAUGCAGGAUAGGCAUGAGAAAGACCGCGCAGAAUCUGUCGUGCUAGGUCCUGCAUUCCAGACCUCAUGGGUCAUGAAAAAGCUGCAUGACAAAUCGCGCACUCUUCCAGACCCAGACGUUUUUACAUUUGAUAUCCCCCGCCGGCCUGCGGAACCUGUUGAUCCGUCACGCGCCGCAGUUUUCCGGGUACCAGCAGCAGGACUCGCACGAGGCCCUGCGGUUUCUGCUGGACGGGUUGCACGAGGAUCUGAACCGGGUCCGGGCGAAGCCGAAAUACCAGGAGAUGAAGGACAUCAAGGGCGAAUCCGUGGACGACGCAGCUUUGCGAUGGUGGAACUACAGCAUGAGCCACGGUAACAGUCCGAUGACGGACAUUUUUGGCGGGCAGCUGAUGUCGGAGACCAGGUGCGGGACCUGCGGCCACAAAUCCUGGACCUUCGACGUGUUUCUGGACUUAAGUUUGCCGAUCCCGCACGUGCGCACGGAUCAGGUGGACUUGCUGGACUGUUUUCGGAGUUUCACGGCGGUGGAGACACUGGACGCCGACUACAAGUGCGAAAACUGCAAAAACAGGAAAAACAUGAGCAAAAGGCUCACAAUGUACUUAUAAAAAUUCAUUCGUUGGUUUCUUUUUAUUUUUGAAGCAGGAAGGCGAAUGAUUUUUGCGGUAUUGGUCUUAGAUUCCAGAAUGGGUCGUCGUAAGUGCAAGUGCAAGUCGGGAGCCAUCAUCUCGCCUCGUUUUGCAUGCGUAGACUUUCUCUACUAGCAACAUCUUUGUUCCCAGAUACAAGCCUCCGCGCGUGAUGGUUGUGCACAUGAAGCGGUUCUCCCACAGCCGGUUUUCGCGGGAAAAACUGAACACGCUCGUUCGGUUCCCGACCAAGCAGAUGGACAUUACCGAGUUCUGCGAGGCGGCCACCGCAACCCGCGGCCAGUACGUGUACGACCUGGCGGCCGUCUCGCAACACAGCGGAUCGAUAUGCAAUACAAAUAAUUUCCCAUACAUGUACAAGAUGCAUCACAAACUUCACCAAUUUGGAGCGUACAACUUGUCAUGCUGAACUAGGAUCGAAGCCAAGUUUUGUCAUGCAGAGACCGUAUUCGUACGUGACGUGUAAGGGAAAUUUACUGUGGAUAAUCGAUGGGCGGAGGGCACUACACCGCCGCGUGUCGCAUCAACGGCACCGACUGGGCCAGCAUCUCCGAUUCCUCGGCGCAGCUGAUGAGCGAACGAAGCGUGGAAGGCGACCGGUCCGCCUAUGUGCUGUUCUACGUCAGGAGAAAGUGA
Molecule: messenger RNA, 4374 nt
Organism: Amoebophrya sp. A120
Lineage: Eukaryota; Dinophyceae; Syndiniales; Amoebophryaceae
Source: the annotation of a GenBank genome assembly